UUUCGUCGGCUUAUCAGUACCGAAUACUGUCUUACAAAAGAUCAUUUCAUUUCAUUUAAUCUUGAAAUGUUUUAAUAUAACUUUAUACAAAGACGAACUAAUUUUUUUCAGGGAUCAAAUAUUAAUACAUUUCACAAUGAGACUCAUCAUGGAAGCGGAUGGUCCGUCCUCUGGAGUGGAUCAUGAUCAGAGUGGUGCCAACAGUCCCCAGGAGGGAGAAACCCUCGAUGGAGGCGCCACAGCUGAUGUGCCGGCAGUGCCUGGCGGACAACCCAGAGGCGUCGCUGGCCAUGUAUACGAAGACCGGAAUCGACAAAUCCAGCAACAUCUGAUGUUGCUCCUCCAUGCCCACAAGUGCAACCGCCAAGAGGAAUGCCGUGUCAUCUAUUGCAGGGUGAUGAAAACAGUGCUGGUCCACAUGACCACUUGUCCUCUGGCCAGGGACUGCCCUGUGACCCAUUGUAAUUCUUCCCGGGCGAUCCUGUUGCAUUACAAGACCUGCACAAACCGUGGCUGUAUUAUUUGCUCCAUUUUUCGACGGCAAACACGAAGAAAUGAAAAUCUGAUGUGAUGGUCCCAUCGGAAAGGUAUCGCAAAAACUAUUCAAAAUAGAACCAAUCAAAGUCAUUUGUAAAUUACCUAAGAAAUAAACCAGAGAAUACAAUUAAAA
Molecule: messenger RNA, 670 nt
Organism: Drosophila suzukii
Lineage: Eukaryota; Metazoa; Arthropoda; Insecta; Diptera; Drosophilidae
Product: histone acetyltransferase p300
Biological process (GO): positive regulation of transcription by RNA polymerase II
Cellular component (GO): transcription regulator complex; histone acetyltransferase complex
Molecular function (GO): transcription coactivator activity; chromatin DNA binding; histone acetyltransferase activity
Source: RefSeq, a predicted model, not a curated record